AUGAUUCCUUUAGACUAUUAAUUCGAGAAAAUAUGUUCAAAAGAUAUUUAAGCAUAAAAAUGGGAUUCUGAUAAUGUUAAAUUAGUUUAGUUAAAAAUUCAAAUCGUAUUUAUUUCAGAUAAUGAUAUCAAAUAUGUGUAAGAUGGUGUAGUCUUGAGGAUGUAAAAGUUAAUUUGUAACUAAAUAGCGAAAUAAGUUAUCGAUACAUCGAUAUAGCCAGAAGUAUUGACUAUAUGAAAGUAAUUCAAAAUGUUGAAUGAAAGGCGACAAUAAGACGAAAAUGAGAAAAUGUUUAAUGAAUUUAGUAAGAAUUUUUUGAAUUUAUUCAAAUUUAUGAUUGUGGAGGAAUACUUUAUGAAUCAAGAAAAAGGAGCAUAGAAAUAUAUUUAUAGGUAUAAUAUCAUCUGAAUUCUUAGUUUAAUCAUAAGUGGUACUGGAUUUAUAACUCUUAAGGUUCGCAAAAUGGAAAGUGGACUGAGUUGAGUAAUAGGAUCUUCAAAUUAUUUACAAGUUAUUCAUUAAGGUAAAUAUAAGAAUGGGAAAAAAUAGGAAUUUGGGAUAUUUUUUGGAAAAAGGAAUAGCAUCCAAUGGCUAAAAAUAAAUUUUGUUGUCGAUUAGUUACCCUGAUUCAUAAGCAACCACAUUUUUAUUAUAACCUCUUUUUAAUGCUUUUAUUUUCUUCUAUCUUUAGCAAUAUAUAAAGUUGCACUAACAAUAAUUUAAAUUAAAUGGCAAAACGAUUACAAAAUUUGAUCUCCUAUACAAUUUUACUUGAUUUUCAAUUAAAAAAUUAAGUCUUGAAAUUUAUUAUGAAAUGUUUUUCAUAAAUUUAGAGAGCUUUUAUCAUACUUUUCCAAUACGAAAUUUUAUGA
Messenger RNA from Paramecium octaurelia, 872 nucleotides. The record is from the annotation of a GenBank genome assembly. Lineage: Eukaryota; Ciliophora; Oligohymenophorea; Peniculida; Parameciidae.